This is a messenger RNA of Chelonus insularis, 1288 nucleotides long. It is a transcript of the gene Rho1, whose product is annotated as ras-like GTP-binding protein Rho1. The record is from RefSeq and is a predicted model, not a curated record. The transcript has 5 exons. Gene Ontology annotation, molecular function: protein kinase binding; GTP binding; GTPase activity. The coding region runs from base 487 to 1065 and encodes 192 amino acids. Gene Ontology annotation, cellular component: cytosol. Gene Ontology annotation, biological process: small GTPase-mediated signal transduction. NCBI's taxonomy places the organism in Eukaryota, Metazoa, Arthropoda, Insecta, Hymenoptera, Braconidae.
ACGCAAUUAAUUAUCAAAAAACGUUGACUGAAGUAUUGCACGGGUGUGUCGUGUUGUGUGUUACUAUUUUUUCGUAAAACGGUGUAUAAAAAAUCGAGCGUGCAUCACCGGACGUGCCUAGAAAGUAGAAAUAAUUCGGUGUGAAGAGCUGGAGGAGUGCCAUGCGUUGCAGAUUCCAUCCAAGAGACUCGACCGACCGCUAUUCAUAUUAGCGUCCGUUAUAAUCGUGUCUUUAAUGGUUUUAAUUCGCUGAUUGGAGUGCCCUCGAGCUUUUUACGUCCAACAGAAGGCUUUGGUAGUUCAAAAUAGUUACAUGAAUCUACGUCAAUGUACUGUCAACGGAUCUAUCCGGUGCUUGGAAAUGAACGUCAUCGUUAAAGACAUUUCGCAUGAAUACUUAAACCAUUAAAAUCUCAAAAUAUUCCAGUAUUUUUUAAUCAGCUACAAUCAAUUGUUUCUGAAGCUUCAAAUAAAUCAACAAGUUUGAUGGCGGCCAUUAGAAAGAAACUAGUAAUUGUGGGCGAUGGUGCUUGCGGUAAAACCUGCCUGCUUAUAGUGUUCAGUAAAGAUCAAUUUCCUGAAGUCUACGUGCCCACUGUCUUUGAGAACUAUGUAGCAGAUAUUGAAGUUGAUAACAAACAGGUAGAAUUGGCUCUCUGGGAUACAGCAGGUCAAGAAGAUUACGAUAGGUUGCGUCCUUUGUCAUAUCCAGACACAGAUGUGAUAUUGAUGUGUUUCUCUAUUGAUAGUCCAGAUUCAUUAGAGAACAUUCCUGAAAAGUGGACGCCUGAGGUCAAACAUUUUUGUCCAAAUGUACCAAUUAUUCUUGUUGGCAAUAAGAAAGAUCUGCGCAAUGAUCCACACACAAUUAAAGAACUUGGAAAAAUGAAACAGGAACCAGUGAAACCUGAAGAAGGUCGGGCUAUGGCUGAAAAAAUAAAUGCUUUUGCUUACCUCGAAUGUUCUGCCAAAAGCAAAGAAGGUGUAAGAGAAGUGUUUGAGACGGCAACAAGAGCCGCGUUACAGGUUAAAAAGAAGAAAAAGGGUAAAUGCAGGUUACUUUGAGAUAUAAUGGGGAAUGGGCCCGUCGCUGACGGGUGAAUAAAAACAAAAGGAAUUGCGAAGCUAGCUAGUUCGAAGCUAGUCGUAAUGCCGGAGGCCCCAGCAUAAACUUUAACAUACUGAUGAAUAUCUUACUUUUAAUUACUUUACAUAAUUAAACGAUCAACAAUAGAAAUAUGUAAACGCAACAUCCAUCCGGAUAAUAUGAGAAAACAAUUAAUAAUAA